Messenger RNA from Anopheles marshallii, 381 nucleotides. It is a transcript of the gene lolal, whose product is annotated as longitudinals lacking protein-like. NCBI's taxonomy places the organism in Eukaryota, Metazoa, Arthropoda, Insecta, Diptera, Culicidae. Bases 1 to 381 code for a protein of 126 amino acids. The transcript is spliced from 3 exons. Gene Ontology annotation, molecular function: protein binding. Gene Ontology annotation, biological process: regulation of transcription by RNA polymerase II. The record is from RefSeq and is a predicted model, not a curated record. Gene Ontology annotation, cellular component: nucleus.
AUGGCAGAUCAACAACAGUACUUCCUAAAGUGGAAUGACUUCCAGACGAACAUGGUGACAUCAUUCCGUCAUCUACGAAACGAGAAAAGCUUUACAGAUGUAACGCUCGCUUGCGAAGGACAGACAUGCAAAGCGCACAAGAUGGUCCUAUCGGCUUGUAGUCCAUAUUUUAAAUCCCUUCUGGAGGAAAAUCCCUCGAAACAUCCCAUCAUCAUCUUAAAAGACGUAUCCUACAACCAUUUGCAGGCGAUCCUCGAGUUUAUGUACGCCGGCGAGGUAAAUGUGUCGCAGGAGCAGCUACCGACGUUUCUAAAAACCGCCGACCGACUGAAAGUGAAGGGCCUGGCGGAAACGCCGACAAAUAUCAAGCGGGAAGGUUGA